Messenger RNA from Aegilops tauschii subsp. strangulata, 3355 nucleotides. Its product is annotated as disease resistance protein RGA5. Lineage: Eukaryota; Viridiplantae; Streptophyta; Magnoliopsida; Poales; Poaceae. Gene Ontology annotation, molecular function: ADP binding. Gene Ontology annotation, biological process: defense response to other organism. The record is from RefSeq and is a predicted model, not a curated record.
UGGUCGUCGAGCUCUGCACAGAAAUACUCCCGUGUCCUUAUCACUCCUCAGUCCUCACUUCCAGCGCUCCCCACUCGUCUAGGGUUCCGCCGCUCCCGCCGCCCCUACCUCCUCAUCUCCUUGCUCCGUUGCUCGUUGCUACUCCCGUCGCCGGUGCCGCCGGCACUCCCCGCCGGUGCCAGAUCCGCGUCCUCCCCUGGACGGCUCCGGCUCGCCUCCGCCUAAUCCCAGUCCGCCUCCUGUCCUUCAUCCGUGAGGUGCCUCCCGACCUGCUUCCUCCGCCACAUCAGAGAUAGCACCCAGAUCUGUGUCCUCCCCGCCGUAUCCCUUCUCCCCUGACCGCCUCCGGCUGCCUGCCGGGCAAUCUGCGACCUCCUCGGCAGGGGCGCACGGCAGACCAAUCAGUCAGCCGCCGAGCCAAGAGAGCAGUCGAGAUGACAGGAGGAAUCGUGACCGUGGCGAGCGGGGUGAUGAACCCCCUCAUCGGCAAGCUCACCACACUCAUGGGCGACGAGUACAAGAAGUUCAAAGGGGUCAGGAAGCAGGCCUCCUUCCUCGAGAAGGAACUCAGCGCCAUGAACGCUGCCCUUCAGAAGCUCGAGCUAGUUGAUGAGAUUGAUCCAACCGUCAAGGAUUGGAGGGAUCAUGUUAGGGAGAUGUCGUAUGAUAUGGAGAAUUGUAUCGAUGACUUCAUGCGCCAGUCUCGAGCUGACGAUGCCAAGGCGGGCUUCAUCAAGAAGACUGCUCGGCGCAUCAAGAAGUUGCGAGAGCGUCUUCGGAUAGCCGAGCGGAUGGAAGAGCUCAAGACUCUUGCCUUGGAGGCAAACACUCGGCGCCAAAGGUAUAAUAUUGAUGAUUGGAGGCCCACCACCAGCACCGUGGCUUUUGACCCACGAGUGCGAGCGGUGUACCAGGAGGCGGAUACUCUCGUGGGCAUUGAUGGCCCAAGGGAGGAGGUUGCCACUGUUUUGAUGGAUUCUCGAAAGAAACUCAAGGUGGUGUCGAUUGUGGGCUUCGGUGGUCUUGGUAAAACUACACUUGCCAAGCAGGUGUAUGACAAGAUUGGCUCGUUGUUCAACUGCAAAGCAUUCUUUUCAGUUUCGCAGAGGCCUGAUAUGACUGAGCUGCUCAACAAUUUCCAGUUGAAACUAGGGAUGAGGGAUCCCGAUACAUCUCGCACUCGCAAGGUUGACGACAUCAUUGAAGAGCUAAGGCAACAUCUGAAAGAGAAGAGGUACCUGAUUGUUGUCGAUGAUGUGUGGGAUCAACCAACAUGGAAUACUAUUAAGUGUGCUUUUCCUGAAGAUAUUAAUGGAAGUAGAGUAGUAGUUACAACACGAGUGGAAGAUGUGGCUGCAGCAGCCUGUCAGAAUGACGGCGAGGGCAUCUACAAAAUGCAACCCCUCAAUGAGCAAAACUCAAGAAUGUUAUUGUUGAAUAGAGUAUUCGGGUCCAAAAAUGAUUGUCCACCCCAACUGAAAGAAGUUAUGGCUGAGAUCUUGAAGAAGUGUCAUGGAUUGCCACUUGCAGUUAUCACAAUAGCUAGCCUAUUAGCCAAUAAAGAAACGUCAAGGAAGAGCUGGGAGAGCAUAAGGGAUUCUUUGGGUACCCAGCUUGCCACAAAUCCCACCUUGGAAGAGAUGAAGAGUAUAUUAAACUUGAGCUACAUGCAUCUUCCUGCUCAUCUGCGGGCAUGCUUUUUGUACUUUGGUAUGUAUCCCGAGGACCGCGACAUCGAGAGGGACGAUCUGGUUCGGCAAUGGAUAGCUGAAGGCCUUGUCAGUAAUUUGCAUGGGCAUGACCUAGAGGAUGUUGGCAGGAGUUAUUUCAAUGAGCUUAUUAACAGAAGUAUGAUUCAGCCUGGUCUGAUAUACCGUGAAGAGGUGGUGUCAUGUAGAGUACAUGACAUGAUGCUUGAUUUGAUCCUAAGCAGGUGUGAUGAAGAUAACUUUAUAAGUGUGGCGUACAAUAACAAUGACAUGGCAAGACUGGGUGGCAAUAAAUACAAGGUUCGCCGGUUAUCUCUGAGUUCUGUGGCUAGUCGUGGAGCAACAUAUGCCCCAACUAUUGAUAUCUGCCUAUCACAAGUUCGGUCAUUUACACUGUUCUUGACCCCCCUGCCUUCUCUUUUGUUGUUCAAGUAUCUCCGGGUGUUGAGAAUAGAAGAAUACAACCAUGAUUGGGUUGCCACACUUGACCUCACUGCUAUUGGCCAGUUGUUUCUCUUGAGGUAUUUGCAUGUUACUGUGGCAUGUUUCGUACAGCUACCUGCUAAAUUUGAAGGGCUUGUUUACUUGGAGACAUUGGACAUGCAUCGUGCCAAGCUCAAGAGUAUCUCCUCAGAUAUAGCCCAAUUGCCUCAGUUGUCAUAUCUUGGUAUUCGGAUGGAAAAAUUCAUGUGUGAAUGUAUUGGGAAUAUGAAAUCACUGCGCACUCUGGUAAUAGAUUUUCGUGCGUUGUCCAUGAAGGAAGUGAAUUCAGUGAAGGUUAUUAUGGGUCUCGGAGAGCUGACCAAUCUAAGGAAACUGACGAUCAGAGUGAUUGGUUGGCGAAAGCCAGAACUUGGUGCUCUCGCCAGCUCCCUUGGAAAGCUCCGUAACCUCAAAUGUCUUGAAUUCAUUAGUGGCUAUGCUCCAAAAGAUAACGAGCUGGCCUCAUUAUCCAAUCCUUUUCCGCAUCUCGAGGAAUUUAUCGGCAUCUAUACAAGGGUAUUCCCUAGAGUUCCCGUAUGGAUGGGUGGUCUAAAUUGCCUUCGCAUGCUGAAGCUGCGUGUGAGGGAGGCGUCAACUCAGGAUGUCAAUCUUCUUGGAGAGCUUCCGUCCCUCGUCGUACUCCAUCUCUUGACGUCACGUAUCCCAAAAGAAAGGGCUAUACUGGGCGCGGGACUGUUCCCGGUUCUGAAGAGCCUCACACUUUGGGCUGAGGAAGAUGUUGGGGCUUACCUAGGGUUCGAGGCUGGGGCCAUGCCCAACCUACGAAGCCUCAAUAUCACCACAUCGAGAGAACACGGCGCUAUACCAGUUGGCCUGGAGCACCUGUUACGCCUUGAGAAGCUCUAUCUGAAUGGGGCUCGCCCCGGUGAUGCCACAGCGUCUGCGUUCAGGGACGCUUUAUCAGCGCACCCGAACCGCCCUUCCGUUGACUCAUAUUAGUUGAUUUAUUAUUAUGUCAAGAUGCAUUUUGAAUUUGGCAGGUUUCCGCUUAAUGUUAGCUGGUUUCUUUUACCAACAGUGAGCUGCUCAGCAGGCCUUUCAAUUAAUGAUGGGCAUGCGGACUAAUUUGGUAGUACCAUGUAAUGUGAUGUUUGCUACCUCUGAAUAUUAAUUUCCGCAUGCUUCAUGGGGUUUACACCGAA